AUGUACGCCAUUGCAGCUGUGUUUUGUGCGCUGCUUCACUUCGGCUGGACUCUGAUGCCGAACAACGCGGACAAAUGCGCCCGUGUAACCGACAGAGGAUUUGAAUCGGCUGUCUGCAAGAUCCGAACCCUUGAGAGCGAGGGAACUGCUAUAGCUUCAGUAUCCUCUGAUACUAGCCGACUCUCUAUAGAAUGUAAUCACCUGCUCUUCUUUGAAAGCUCUCUAAAGGCUCACUACUUUAAGCCCGUUCCAGGUCUUGUUGAUUUGUCAAUAAGCAACUGUAAGCUUCUAAGCGUACCAGACAACACAUUCCAUGGCCUAAGGAAACUUAAAAAGUUGCAACUAAGAUCGAAAAACUUCGAGUGGAGCCCUACUAAGAAUUUGGAGUUGUCUUUGAACGCGUUCAAUGGAUUAUCGGAACUGCAGUCGUUGGAUCUCGCUCAAAAUAACAUCAAAUUCAUUCCUUCCGGUGUGUUCUGCGUUUUGGAGAAUUUAAACACACUCAACUUAACUUACAAUCGAAUCAAAACCGUUGGACAGAUCGGCUUUGGACAAGGAUGCGGAUCUAGUUUACAAAGUCUGGAUCUAAGUCAUAAUAUGAUUAAAACUAUAUCGGAUGGUUCUGAAUUGCUGAAAUUAAGAAGUUUGCAACAUUUAUAUCUACAGCAUAAUAAUAUCACCGACAUAUCAAAUGAAGCAUUUGACGGGCUUAUAUCUAUGAGAGUUUUAAACAUAUCCCACAACCGCUUGCACACAUUGCCCGAAGGACUGUUUGUGAAUGCCAGAGAAUUAAGAGAAAUAUACUUAAACGAUAACAGCAUUUAUGAGUUGGCUCGAGGUAUAUUUCAUCGUCUAGAACAGUUGAUUGUUUUAGAUAUUUCGAGUAAUCAACUUACGAGCAAUCACAUUGAUGACGGCACUUUCUUGGGCUUAAUCCGGUUGAUCGUUCUGAAUUUAUCUAACAACGCACUAACAAGAGUGGACGGGAAAACGUUUAAAGACUUGUUCGUUUUACAAAUACUUAAUUUGAAAAACAACUCGAUUGGAUACAUCGAAGAUAACGCUUUUUUGCCACUCUACAACCUGCACACGCUCAAUUUAGCCGAAAACCGUCUUCACACAAUAGACGAGAAUUUGUUCAACGGCUUAUUUGUUCUCAGCAAAUUGACCCUCAACAACAAUUUACUCGUCAACAUCGACCGUAAAGCAUUUAAAAAUUGCUCGGACUUAAAAGAAUUGGACCUCAGCUCUAAUCAGCUACUGGAAGUACCCGAAGCUUUGUGGGAGCUUCCGUUUCUGAAAACGCUCGAUUUAGGAGAAAAUCAGUUAUCUAACUUCAGAAAUGGCUCUUUCAAGAACUUGAACCAAUUAACCGGCCUGAGGUUGAUUGACAAUCAAAUAGGAAACUUGAGCGUCGGAAUGUUUUGGGAUUUGCCGAGUUUACAAGUUUUGAAUAUCGCAAAGAACAAAAUUCUGUCAAUUGAAAGAGAAACGUUUAUUCGCAACACACAACUAGAAGCAAUACGUCUGGACGGCAAUUUUCUGUCGGACAUCAACGGUGUUUUCUCAACGCUCGCGAGUCUUUUGUGGUUGAACUUAUCGGAAAAUCAUCUUGUGUGGUUUGAUUAUGCGUUUGUGCCUAGUAAUCUAAAGUGGUUAGACAUUCAUGGAAAUUUCAUUGAACAUUUAGGCAACUAUUACAAGUUGCAAGAAGAAAUUCGUAUAAAGACCUUAGAUGUUAGUCAUAAUCGUAUUUCGGAAAUAUCGCCAAUGGCAAUACCUAAUAGUGUUGAAUUACUGUUCAUAAACAAUAACUUUUUGAAUGCAAUUCAUGUGAAUACGUUUUUCGAUAAAAAGAAUUUGACGCGAGUGGAUAUGUAUGCAAAUGAAAUCAAUCAUUUAGAAUUGAAUAGCUUACGUUUGUCGACAGUGCCGGGAAACAAAACACUACCGGAAUUUUAUAUUGGCGGUAAUCCUUUUCAGUGUGACUGUACUAUGGAGUGGCUCCCAAUUAUAAAUAAUAUGACCGCUAUGAGACAAUAUCCGCGAGUGAUGGACUUAGAAAAUGUUUUGUGUAAGAUGACAAAUACACGUAGUGGAACGCAUGUGCCCUUAACUAACCUUAAGACGACAGACUUUCUUUGUAAGUAUGAGACUCAUUGUUUUGCUAUCUGUCACUGCUGCGACUAUGAUGCGUGUGACUGUGAAAUGACCUGCCCUCACAAUUGCACCUGCUACCACGAUCCAUUGUGGAACACAAAUGUUGUCGAUUGUUCGGGGCAAUCUUCAAUGGAAAUACCACAGAAAAUACCCAUGGAUGCAACAGAAGUGUUUUUAGAUGGCAAUAAUAUUCGGGAAUUGCAGAAUCACGUGUUUAUCGGAAGACAGAAGAUGAGAACACUGUAUGUUAAUAAUAGUAACGUAGAUAGCAUUCAAAACAGAACUUUCUCUGGUUUGAACUCGUUACAAAUACUGCACUUGGGUAACAAUAAACUCAAAGAAUUAAAAGGAUACGAAUUCCAACAGUUGAAUAACCUAAAAGAACUAUUCUUACAAAACAAUCUAAUCAGUCAUAUCGCAAACAUAUCAUUUUUAUCUCUUAAGUCCCUAGAGUUGUUACGCCUUGACGGCAAUAGACUCGUAGACUUCGGAGUAUGGAGCUUUAGUAACAAUCUAAACUUGAAGGCAUUAUCAUUAGGAAAUAAUUUGUGGUCCUGCAAAUGUCGCUACCUGCAAGAGCUAACUGCGUUUUUGGCGGAGAAUGCGCAAAAAAUUAUUGACAUUACGGACGUGUGGUGUUGGAAUGGCGACGCGAAACCGCCGCAGAAAAAAGAACUCAACUUAAAUGGCACUGCCUGCAGCGAUUAUUACGCCGAUAAUUCAGUCAUUGGAAACAUGUUGGUCUCAAACUAUGUUCCCAUGAUGGUUUCAACUCUAACCGGGUUCAUGUUAAUUUUACUGGCUCUGGUCCUGCUGUUUCUUUUUAGAGAUUCACUGAGAGUGUGGCUGUAUACAAAUUGCGGCAUUAGAGUGUUUUCGUUACCCGGAACUUUUGAGGAGAAUCAAAAAUUAUACGACGCCUACGUUUGCUAUAGCCCAAAAGACGAAGAGUCUGUCGUGCAGUCGUUAGUGAAUGAGCUAGAAAACGGGAAUCCAUCGUACCAUCUUUGCCUUCAUUACCGUGACAUUCCACAUCACGGCGCUCAGUACAUGCAAUGCGCGCCGCCAGACGUCGAGACCGCGGAAGCAUCCAAACGAAUAAUUAUCGUCCUAACGAGAAAUUUCAUGCAAACCGAGUGGUCCCGAUACGAAUUCCGACAAGGUCUGCACGAAGCAUUAAAAGGGUGUAUUUAUAAACUCGUUCUAAUAGAAGAGUGUUCUGUGGUGGCGGACGCAAUGUGCGACCCCGAUUUACGACCCUACCUCAAGACGGGAUCGCGGCUGAGGUGGGGACAGAAAGGGUUCUGGGAGCGUCUCAGGUAUAUAAUGCCCGAUUCGACGCAUUCAAGCCAUAAAUCGCGAUCUCAUAGUUAUAGAAGAAGUAUUAACACGUAUACAUUAGAUUCGUCUGUGCCUAACGGAGGGAAUCGCACGAUGGCUUUUCCUGAUAAGUCGCCUGUGUUGGGAGUUGCGAAUCAGGGGGCUAGUGCGCCACCGGAAUACGUCACAGAGGUCCGACAGUCACCUUCUGUUGUUAGACAAACCCAGGGCGUCGCUUACGGGCCGGACGGCAGGCCGAUCUCAGAUCACAUAUAUUCCUCGAUAGAUUCUGACUAUUCAUCCUUGGAACAUGGUAUGGCCCCGGGCAGGCGGCGAGACAUCCGCCAGUGGCCCCCGCCCCCGCCUCUCGUCGACACGGGCAACGCCGUGCAAGCCUACCUAGUCUAA
This is a messenger RNA of Bombyx mori (domestic silkworm), 3888 nucleotides long. RefSeq names its product 18 wheeler (gene 18w). The record is from RefSeq and is marked provisional. The transcript has a single exon. Bases 1 to 3888 code for a protein of 1295 amino acids. NCBI's taxonomy places the organism in Eukaryota, Metazoa, Arthropoda, Insecta, Lepidoptera, Bombycidae. Gene Ontology annotation, biological process: signal transduction. Gene Ontology annotation, molecular function: protein binding.